AUGGCCUCCAAGCUCUUACAGAACAACACCAACAGCAGCUGGAUGAAAGAUCCAGGACUGCGGAGACUAAACCUGGGGAUCGGGUUUAUGUUAUCUGCAUCGGCUACAGCCGGAUAUUGUGCUAGCAUGAUCAAUGGCCUCCUGGUGCUUCCCGAAUUCUCGAGGUUUUUGGAUGGCCUUGACACAAAUGGAAGAGGUCUUAUUAUCGCCGCUGUCUCGCUGGGAUCCUUUUGCGCGUUCAUCCCCGGAUCUUACAUCGCCGACAAUCUGGGGCGGAGGAUCUGCGUUCUGAUCGGCUCCUCGCUAGUGAUCGUCGCCUCGAUUAUCCAAGUCGCCACAAACAACAAUUGGGUCUUCUUUGGUGCUCGUGUUCUAGCUGGAAUGGGAGUUGGAGUUUCGCAAACUGCUGCGCCUUUACUCAUCACCGAAUCGUCACACCCACGCCAGCGACAGGCCUUCACGGGUCUAUACAAUGCACUUUGGUUCAUCGGGUCGAUCACAUCGGCUGCUAUUGGUUUUGCUGGACUCACGAUUCUAGGGAGUUGGUCAUGGAAACUCCCCUGCUUAACGCAGGUGUUUUAUCCGGUCCUUCAAUUGAUAGGGCUUUGUUUUGUUCCCGAGAGUCCAAGAUGGUUGGUUUCUCGGGGCAGGAAAGAGGAGGGAAUGGCUAUACUGGCAAGGUAUCACGCCAAUGGAGACGAAAACGACGAACUUGUUCAGGACGAAUUCUACCAGAUUUGCAAGAGCAUCAAUGCGGAAUCCGAUAAGAGCUGCCGACGCUGGAGCACCUUUUUCGCAACUCGGAGCAACUUGCAUCGUCUAUCCAUUUGUGUUAUCCUGGGAUUCAUGCAAGAGUGGUCUGGAAAUGGUAUGAAAAACACACACAAAGCCCCCUUUGUCCCGACCCAGUUUCUAACCGAGUUCCUCCUUCCAGGCGUUGUUUCUUAUUAUCUAGCACCGAUUCUAGAAUCAGUCGGUAUAUAUAACGCAUCUCACCAGGCUGCCAUCAAUAUAAGCAUGCAGGUGUGGAACCUGGCAUUUGCGGUCUGCGGAGCAAUGGCUGCAAACCGAUACGGACGACGAAAACUCUGGCUAAUCGCAACAUUGUUGAUGUUCAUCUAUCUAUCCGCCGCAUCAACCAUGUCAGGUCUCUUCCAAGAGCUUCAUGUGCUGGAAGCUGGCAUUGCGGUGGUUCCCAUGCUUUUCCUCUUUUGCAGCGCUUACGAUAUGGCAUAUAUGCCCUUGUUUAUUGCAUACCCAGCUGAAAUCCUGCCCUUCCAGCUUCGUGCCAAGGGUCUUGCCAUCACGCUGACCACCGAUUCGAUGGCUUGCUUCUUCAACCAGUUUAUCAACCCGAUCGCACUGGGGGCAAUCCACUGGAGAUACUUCACGGUGUAUCUGGGUUGUCUUGUGAUUUUUGGUGCGACGAUCUACUUCCUCUUCCCGGAGACUAAAGGUCUAUCUCUGGAGGAGGUAGCGCGGAUCUUUGAAAAGGAGAAGACUUACCAGGUGGAGACGCCCUCUGAUGUUUCGCAAGAACUGCUCGUCUUCGAUAAGAACGGUAGCACCUCGUGA
Penicillium verrucosum is the source of this 1575-nucleotide messenger RNA. Its product is annotated as General substrate transporter. The transcript is spliced from 2 exons. Lineage: Eukaryota; Fungi; Ascomycota; Eurotiomycetes; Eurotiales; Aspergillaceae. Gene Ontology annotation, biological process: transmembrane transport; carbohydrate transport. The coding region runs from base 1 to 1575 and encodes 524 amino acids. Gene Ontology annotation, cellular component: membrane. Gene Ontology annotation, molecular function: carbohydrate:proton symporter activity. The record is from RefSeq and is a predicted model, not a curated record.